This is a messenger RNA of Quercus robur (English oak), 811 nucleotides long. RefSeq lists its product as uncharacterized. The transcript is spliced from 2 exons. The record is from RefSeq and is a predicted model, not a curated record. NCBI's taxonomy places the organism in Eukaryota, Viridiplantae, Streptophyta, Magnoliopsida, Fagales, Fagaceae. Bases 118 to 603 code for a protein of 161 amino acids.
UUGUGCUUUUUGCCUCUUACGUCUUUUCGAGGAGGCCUCGGGGUCUUUUCAUUGUCUCCAAACGCGCGCACAGAGAGAGAGAGAGAGAGAGAGAGAGGUUACGGAAAAUUUUUUUUGAUGGAAAGAAAGUUUAUGGAAAUGGCGGAGGUGGAUUGGAAUAAUCAAAGGAGUAAAAGGAUGAUAGAAGAACAGGCAAAGGAGGAGUUGGAAAUACUAGAAAGCCAACAUCCCAACCGUUUUGAGUACCUGAAGCUUGAGCUCAAGUCCUUCAUCUUUCACAUUCAAUCCCAGAGCCAACUUCCACUUCCUGAGAACUACAGCUCCAGCUCCUUUCCCACCUCUUCUAUUGCUACCACUCAAGAAUCAACCAGUAAUAGGAAGAGGAAGGUAGGUGAUUGUCUUUGUGUAUUAAUGGAGGAUGGAAAUGAAUCACCCAAGAAGAAAUUGCAAAUGGGUACUACUAACAUUAUGGGAAACAUGAAGGGGAUCACUACUAAUAGGAAGACCAAGAAGAAGGAAAGGGUCGAUGAGGUUCUUGAGAGGGCUCAAGCAUGUCUCCAAAAAAUUCAGCACUUAAAAGCCUCUUUAUUAUUCUGCUGCUGAUGCCUUGUUUGUAUAUUAUGCUAAAAGAGCAAAUGUUUUGUACUUUGUAAUGAGAUGCAGAGUCUACUUUAACCAGAUAAGUGUUUUGGUUUUUGGCAGGGUGAAUCUAUGUACAUUCACAGAUUCACUACAUUGUGCUUGUUUUCUACUUUACUUUUGAUUGCUUUCUGAAAUUUUUUUGGGGAAAAUAAAAAUUGUCGAAAAAGUU